CCAGGAUCAGAAUAAAAGGGCUAAGGGGCAGAGUAUCUCCAUUCACUCACCUCCUGACGUACCCAAGGAUCUUGUGCUGCCUACCAUCUUGCUCCUGAGCACUCACCAGCCGAGAUGUCCUGCCAGCAGAGCCAGCAACAGUGCCAGCCCCCUCCCAAGUGUGCCCCCAAGUGCCCUCCCAAGUGCCAGACACCAAAGUGCCCUCCUAAAUGCCCCCCAAAAUGUCCUCCCAAGUGUCCCCCUGUGUCUUCCUGCUGUAGCCUGGGUUCUGGAGGCUGCUGUGGCUCCAGUUCUGGUGGUUGCUGUGGUUCCAGCUCUGGGGGCUGCUGCAGCUCUGGGGGUGGUGGCUGCUGCCUGAGCCACCACAAGCCCCGCAGAUCUCUCCGUCGCCAUCGUCACAGCUCUGGAUGUUGCAGCAGUGGUGGCAGCAGUGGCUGCUGUGGCAGCAGUGGUGGCAGCGGUGGAUGCUGUGGCAGCAGUGGUGGCAGCGGUGGCUGCUGUGGCAGCAGUGGUGGCAGCAGCCAGCAGUCUGGAGACUGCUGCUGACCUGAACCAUCAAUAUUUUAGACAAGCAGUGCGGGAGGAAGCAAUGUUCGAAGACCUGCCCUGGACUUUUGUUCUCUCUUGUUGCUGCCCUUGGUGUCCUGGGGUCUAAGAUGCCAUAGUCUUGUGGGAAGUACUCAAUGUCUCUCCCUGUUAAAGGGCCUGUCUUCUCUGUUACAAAAUAGUAAAGUCUUCCCUAACAAUCUU
Molecule: messenger RNA, 750 nt
Organism: Peromyscus leucopus (white-footed mouse)
Lineage: Eukaryota; Metazoa; Chordata; Mammalia; Rodentia; Cricetidae
Product: late cornified envelope protein 1D-like
Exons: 2
Coding region: 115-546 (143 amino acids)
Biological process (GO): epidermis development
Source: RefSeq, a predicted model, not a curated record